AUGUAUUACUAUAUUGCAAAAAACCAACCGUACUAUUCGACUUUGAUGUCCUUAAGUUUCUUAGGAUUAUAUCCUAGAUCCUCGGAGACGAGCAGUUUAAAUAUUUCACUUGCCGCGACGAUCGGUACCAUUAUUUUAGCUUUUAUAAUUUGUAAUGUCGGUGGUAUUGGUCAUUUAAUUGUAUCAUUUAAAGGUAAUAAAGGAGCGGAAAUGAGUGAAGAUAUGGCUGUAGCCGUAGGCGGUUUGGGGUUUUUGAUGUGUGCUUCUUUGUUCAAAAUGAAAUGGCAGCAUUGGGUAAAACUUUGGGAAUCUCUAACUAAUUUUAAUACGUUCGCUGUAGUAAUGGGAAUGAUUGGUAAUCAAGUAGUACAAAAGUACAAGCCGUUGGGAGCUGCAAUAUAUCUAGGAGGUUAUGUUAUGUCAAUUUUUUGCUUGUCUCAUGCUGGCCAAAGAGUUUGGGACGAGAGUAUGUCUAUAUCUGAUGCGAUCUACGAUUCAAAUUGGCACACGGGUAGCGACGAAAUGAGGAAAGACUUGGCUUUUAUGUUACAAAGAUCUCAAGAACCUAUGACCAUCAGUUCUUUACCAUUGGGAACGUUUAAUUAUGCCUUGUUUAUAACGAUGUUAAAAGCUGCUUACUCUUAUUUGACAUUGCUACAAGAGUCUACAUCUGCCGAUGAAGAAUAGCACGAACAAAA
Molecule: messenger RNA, 698 nt
Organism: Psylliodes chrysocephalus
Lineage: Eukaryota; Metazoa; Arthropoda; Insecta; Coleoptera; Chrysomelidae
Source: the annotation of a GenBank genome assembly